Seriola aureovittata is the source of this 2100-nucleotide messenger RNA. RefSeq lists its product as uncharacterized. The record is from RefSeq and is a predicted model, not a curated record. The transcript is spliced from 4 exons. Bases 134 to 571 code for a protein of 145 amino acids. Lineage: Eukaryota; Metazoa; Chordata; Actinopteri; Carangiformes; Carangidae.
CCCACAAUAGAAACUGCACUCUGCUCCAGUGAGUUUGCCCUCCCAGUCCCACACCUGAGGAGAGCCAUCUCUGGACUGAAGGUUCAAACUGCGAUUUCUGACUCCACUUCCAUUCUGGUCUGUGAUCACCACUAUGAUGAUGUCCUUUCAUUACAUUCCCAUUCUAGAGAUCUUCCUGGGCAUCCUGGGCUUCGGUCUCUCCAUCAUGUUCUGCACCACCUUCUGCAGGGCGUGCAGUCGCCUGAGGGAGGAGGAGUUAGAGAGGGAGGUGUUGAGACGCAGUGAGCAGGGCGGGAGCCGGCCUCCUAUAUUUUUUAUCCCCUUCCCUAGAAGCAUGUCGCAGCAGGACAGUGAAGACGUGAGGAUGCCUCAACAAAGCCAGGAUCUCCACACAACUCCUCCAAGAUACAGCACAGCUGUCGUCUCUGGGCCCCCACCUUCCUAUGAUGAGCUGGGAUUCAAACCUGAUGAUCUUCCCCCUGCUUACACAGAACAUACUGUUCCUGUGUAUCCAAUAACACCCCAGUCGCACACAGACAUGGCACAAUCACAAACCCGGUCGCAACCAUAAGCCGGGACCAUCACAUUGUGUCUGUGUUGAGGUUAUGGACGGUCUUGAUUAUUGCACUGAAUCAUGGACUUGAGCUGGUAGCUGGAGUUUACAACAUUUUAAAGAAACUUUAUCUUGUGAGCUUUGCUUUUUAUUGUGGUAAUGAAUGCGUUGUUGGAACAGAGAUGAUGAAAGCUGCAGAGAUGGCACCAGGUUUAUAGCUACAGUGCCAUGAGUUUACAGCACAUUGUCCAAGCCACUAAACCACUUAAGACCCAAAAUAGAUUUUAUUCCCAUGCAUGAUGAUUGUUCAACUUGGACUGUGUGUAUCAUCUCCCUAAGUGGUGUUGUUACCUCCACCAUGGAGGUUGUGUUUGAGUUCAGUCUGUUUGUUUGUUUGUUUGUUUGUUAGCAGGAUAUCUCAGAAGCCACUUUAUAGGCAGUUAUGAUAUUUAGUGUAAAUUCAGUCGUAGAUCCAAAUCCAAAUGGUGCCACCAUGUGGCCAUUUAUGAAGCACUUUGUUUUGGCUCAUGUCUCCUGAAUCAUGAGGAGUGGGUGCCAUUUCCCCCCUUGGAUUCUUUUUUCCGAACAUGUAUUAGUGCCUCUCAACACUUCUACCAAUUUAUUUUGUCUUUGCAAAAUCUGGUUCAUUACAUAUUUGGAUGAGCUGCAUGUGUUGUACUGUUUUCCUAUAACUGGCUGCCCAAGUCUUGUAGUUGUGGUCUGUGUGACAUAAACUGACAUAUCAUACAAAUUUGAUAACAGUUUGCUGAUAUGUGGCCCAACAACAUGCUAAACUUAAAUACAAACAACUCAGUAUUCAGUGUGAUUUGCUUUCUCUCCUUUCUCACACACAGGAUUUUGAUAUUUGCCAAAAAAUUAUGGCAGAUAUUAUCUACCCCAAAUGCUGAUUAAAAUAUGUCUUCUUUCAUCAAAUCACUGGUUUAGAAGACUGUUCGGCCUUAGGGAGGUACAGUAUGUGUUCUCUGAGUGCUGUGUAGUUCACAUUCUUACAGGAAUACUGAACUGAGCAGCACUGAGGUAAAGACAUAGACACAAAAGGUGUGUUUUUACAUGUAGCAGAGGUGGGGAGAACUUUUGUAAAGAUUCAAUGGUCCAAAGCAAAAACUUGUUCUCAGCUCUGUCCUGAAAUUGGAUUACAUGUUUCUUCCUAUUUUCUUUCUUUCUUUGUCCUUAUUUUCUUUUUGGUGACACGGGACCCACAACCCACUGCUAAAUGCUGGGGUCCCAUAGAAUUUACCUGAAAGAUUAAAGCAGUGUUUUAAAGUCAGAGGUGUCACUUAUCCCCCAAGAAAUUAUGGGAUAAAUAUAUAUAUCUUUAAGUGUUUAUAUUUAAUUUGCCAUCAUUUUUCUGUGUAAACAUAAAAUGUGCAUAAUGUUGAUAUUGUCAUGUGUACAUAUCAUACAUUUUUCAACAAACAACACUGUAAAUACAGUAUUUUCACCUUAACUGUGAUGUGUAUUCACAUUUUGGCACAAAACCAUUCCCUUGUAACGAGUGGAAUAAAAGUUGAUCUGUUUUGCAAAGA